Messenger RNA from Moneuplotes crassus, 881 nucleotides. The record is from the annotation of a GenBank genome assembly. NCBI's taxonomy places the organism in Eukaryota, Ciliophora, Spirotrichea, Euplotida, Euplotidae.
AAAUAAUUUUACCUAUGCCAAUCCAGAGUAUGAGAGAUAUUUUUGCUUCAAAACAAUUUAAAAAGGUCAUCCACAGAAACUUACAGAGUACGGAGAAGAGACCUCCAUUGUCUCCUCUGCCUCCAAAGGCUCAUGCUUCCCACAUGAAGCAUAAGAAGAAUGAUAAAAUCAGCAAAUUUCAAUAUGUAUUUGAAAAAGAUCAAGAAACUCUUCAAAAGAUAAAGAUGAGUAGCUCAAGGAAUAAAUAAAUGUUCUCACAGAACGGUCAAGUUGGCUCCUACUGUAAAGAGUGAGUUAAAAGCAAGUGCUUUCUCAAGAUGCUCAGCAAGUAUUUUCAGAAGUAUCCAGAAACAAGAUCGUUCACUUUCUAAUGCACCAGCGAACACUAUUCCAAUACUAUCAAACUUUCAAGAUCUGUUUCAUAUAAAUAAUUGCCAAUUUCAAGUAAAAAGAGAGAACAAAGGGAUUAGAAACAAAUCGACAAUUUUACGAGAAAAGCCAAGCUCUUCACUUCCCGUUGCAAGCUCUCCCCUUCAUACUCCAAGUAAAUAUAAAGAGAAUCUGGUAAACCAGUUCUCCACAAUUAAGAAAUUGAAAAAGAAUUUCUUCAAUUUCUCUGAAAGCUCAACUGUCACUCCAGAGAGUACGCCUCCCACAUUCUCAAAGGGGUCUAUGAUGUUUUUAAAAAAGUUAAGGGUUGCUAAAAGCAAGAAAGCCCAGCACUCAUUCUGAGUAAAGAUGAACAAGGCUAAGAAGGCCAAUAAAAUUAUCCAACUGAAAAAGAGAUUAAUGUCAGACGAAAAUCGCCAAGAAUAUAAUUUUCCAGUUUUAAAUUAAAGCUGGUGAAUUUCUUUAAAUUAUAUUAAGGUCCUUUCAUUCAC